AUGGUUUGUCAUGUUGACAGAGCUUUGAAAGCUAAUACCAACAACACCGAGUUUAACUAUCAUCCAAAGUGUGGGCCAUUGAAAAUCACACAUCUAGCAUUCGCGGAUGACCUGAAGUUGUUCUUGAGGGGCGACAUUAUAUCAGUGCGUAUACUGAUUGAUUGUUUGUCCAAGUUUGGAGAUUGCUCGAGACUGAAGAUGAAUACAAGUAAAUCCAACAUUUUCACAGUCGGAAUUCAGGGCGAAGAUUUGGAUGACAUCCAAGAAUUGACAAGCUCAUCAUUAUCUUACGCGGGCAGGGCUGCACUAAUAAGAUUAGUCUCACAAGGUGUCGAAUGCUUCUGGUUAUCUACAUUCCCAAUACCCGCUGCAGUCACUAUGAGGAUCACACGGCUUUGUAGGAAUUUCCUUUGGAAUUCCAAAAAACCGCUUGUUGCCUGGUCUGAAGUUUGUCUCCCCAAAAGUGAGGAAGGACUUGGAUUUCGAGAUAUAAAGUGCUGGAAUAAUGCACUAUUAGCCAAGUCGUUGUGGAACGUGCAUGCUAAAAAGGACACACUUUGGGUGCGAUGGAUCAAUCAAGUGUAUUUGGGAGGGACAUCAAUACGGGAAAGGUCACCCAAAAAGGAUGACUCACGACUUUUUAAAAAGAUAUUGUCCAUUGCACUACGCAUGAAGGAAGUUGAAGGAUCAAUCCAUACUGCCUACCAAAGAAUUUCAAUGCGAAAGCUAAGCUCUCUACCAGAGACCGAUUACAGCACAUGGAGAUCGACCAUAGAUGCAUAUUUUGUCAAGCUACAACAGAAUCAAUCCAGCAUCUUUUCUUCCAAUGUCGCACGAGUAAAGAAAUUUGGGGACAAGUCGAAACAUGGCUCGGAAUCACUAGAGCCAUGA
Olea europaea var. sylvestris is the source of this 891-nucleotide messenger RNA. RefSeq lists its product as uncharacterized. The transcript has 4 exons. The record is from RefSeq and is a predicted model, not a curated record. NCBI's taxonomy places the organism in Eukaryota, Viridiplantae, Streptophyta, Magnoliopsida, Lamiales, Oleaceae. The coding region runs from base 1 to 891 and encodes 296 amino acids.